AUGCCUCCUCUCACUAGAAAACGCAAGGCUGAACAAGAAGCCGCAGCACAACAGGCUCCAGUACAGACACAACCGGAGACCAAGCAGUCCGUCGAAGAACCUUCUACAAAACGUCAGAAACUAACUGACCCGUUUAAGAGGACUGACCCCUUCCGCCCGAAAACUCCCCCUCCUAAGACUGUGAUUCGCCGUCGCAGCCUGGUAACCAAGUCAAAACAACCGUUGCCAGUAGUGUUCUUUACUGUUCCGGCAACCAACCCUUCUAACCAGAUUUCUGCUAGGGGUCGAAGUAGCAACGACUUGAACACAAUAAUGCUAACUAAGUCUCUAUUUGAGCAUGCGGAAGAGGCUCUUGAUGCCUGGUUAGAAGAAAAUAAAGAUGUUUUUAUCCAGGUUCGAAAAGAAGGAUCUAAUCAGCAAGCCACUUUAACACAGUCACCAGAAAAUUCACCUCGCGCUGCGACUCACCCUGGUGUCUUCCUUGAGACGGCAGCCCCUCAAGCUAACCUUGCAGACAGACAUCAUGCCCCCCAGCAACACGCCAUCCCUGCUGUCCCUGCUACUGACCGAAUAAUUAUCUACAGGGCAAUCCGCACCGCUCGUCACACUGCGGCCCAUAUCUUGAGUCAAGCUGCUGCAAUCCUUGAGGGCCCAGCGGUAGAGCUAGGUAUUGUGCACGAGGAAGAGCAGCAGAUUCGGCAGCGGCCGGUGCCUGCAGAGGCGAUAACAAUCCAUAGGGAAGUAGAGAAGAGAGAAGACGAUAGCGCCCAAGAAAAGGAAAUUACAGCAGUCAAAACUAAGACAGAGCCCAUCCGGGUGAGACCAGUGGCACCACCGUUAGACACGCGUUUCUUUCAUCCAAAUGGCCAGUUGCAGUCCGUAUAUCGGUAUCUGACAGCGCAAAUCCCACUACCAAGACAAUGGGUGAGAUGGGCUCUUAGCAACGGAAUCAACAAAGUGCCAGGGCGCGGAGAUAUCCGCGAUCCUGGGGUAUAUGUCGCAGAUGAUACAUUCGACUACGACGCCCUGUUUGAGGCGGUUCAUCGCGGUUGUUUUCGGACCGGUCGGUUCGAGAUCGACGGGUUUAGCGAGUACUGGCCCAUGGUGCGAGGACAUAGAGACAGCACGACGGUAGAUCUAGCAUUACAUCACCUCCCGACUCACCUAUCGUCGCUCGAGCGUACGGAGCUUGAUGAGCAAGAAGUACAGAAGUCAAAUACACCAACGCCAGAGCCCGCUCCUGUAUUAGAGACAGGGAUGAUACCUAUUUCCCAUGUUGGGUAG
Messenger RNA from Daldinia childiae, 1284 nucleotides. RefSeq lists its product as uncharacterized. Bases 1 to 1284 code for a protein of 427 amino acids. The record is from RefSeq and is a predicted model, not a curated record. The transcript is spliced from 2 exons. Lineage: Eukaryota; Fungi; Ascomycota; Sordariomycetes; Xylariales; Hypoxylaceae.